AAAUAGUUGUAUAGAUGAAUACAAUCCUUAUCGCAAAGUCCAUCUAUUGUGUUCUGAUAAACAUUGUAAUUAUAAAUCUAUUAAGAUUUUUGAACGAUGACUCAUCUCAAUGACCAAUACGAUUGUUUGUGUUACAAAAUAAACUCUACUUUGAACUCGGAAAAUAAUAAUCAAAUCGUUAGUAUUACCGUUGACUUUCUCUCUUACGAAAGUCCACUUUGACCAAGAUAAGCGUGGGACAAAACGGAAUUUUUUCUGAAGUAUUUCGAUUUACCGUUUAAUUGGUGCUUCAAUAUCAUCGUGAAAAAUAUUUGUUUAUUGUAUCAUUCUAUAAAUAUUUGUGUGUAGCAUCAGUGAAAUUUCAUUAAACACUUUCUACAAAAUGGCGAUGAAUUCUCACACCGAACAGCGAGUUAUGUUUCGAAUUCCAAAGUCUACAAUGUCUUCUUCAACAACAAAGCCAUCUACUAAAACACGUAAAUGUUUGUAUGGAUCGUUUGAAUGUUUACAACCGUGUCAUGAAGGAUAUUCAUACUGUUUGAAGCAUAUUCUUGAAGAUCCAAAUGCUCCUUUUAAACAAUGCUCUUUCAUUUAUAAUUCUAAUGGAAGAAAAUGUCAAAAUCCGGCACCAAAACUUGAUAAAAGAGAUAUUUCUUAUUGCAUGGAACAUACUAGGAAAGCACAAAUUGCCCGCAUUAAGUCGACAUCACGUCAUUCAUUACCACAAACACCUGAAAUAUUGCUCCUAAAUUUGAGCCACUAUGUGAAGCCAGCUGACUCGAGUACAGAAGAUACAGAAGAUGAAGAAAAUAAAGUUAAAGCAUUAGAUCCCUUUAACGAAAUCGACGCUUAUAGAGUAAACGCAAGUGGGUGUGAUAUUUUAGAUUAUGCUAGCUCCUCCGAUAGUGACGUUGAACCUACAACAGUAAGUGAUACUUUAAAAAAUGCUUGUCUCGAUGACAGCGAUAAUGAAAGUUUACAUAGCCCACAGGAAGAUCCAUUGAAGCAUGCUGGGAUAUUUACUGCAGAGGAAGUUAUCUAUAUUGCUAGAGAAAAAUUAAUACGCCUUCAGUCUCUUUACAUUGAACAAUUUAGGAGAUUACAAUAUAUAUUGAGAGAAAAGAGACGUAAAUAUUUACAUGCUUUGAAAAAAGAAAAAGAAACUGUAUGUAGUAUACAUGAUCAACCUAAGAAAACGGCUAAGGAAAAGAAGAUUUAUGAGAAAUUGAAAGCAUUAAAUCGAUAUCAUAGACGUAGCGGCGUAGAAGCUGUACUUUAUAGAAAAUCUGUAGAGCGCCGAGCACAGGUAUCAGAGGGACCAACCCAAAAGCAACCGAAUAUAUCCAAAUGCAUAUUUACAGAAGGCGGUGUAAAAUGUGGCGAAAGAACACUGCCUUCUGCUAAACACUGUCGUAAACACAUUCUUAAAGAUCAACAUCAAGUUCUAUUCAAAGCUUGCGGCGCGGUGCACGCCGAUAUUGAAUGUCAUGAGCCUAUACCAGUCAUAUAUGAUUCUAAUUGUAUAUUCCAUAUGAAUUUACCGCCGCAAUGUAAAUUAGAGCCGAUGAAAGAUAUUUUUCUUAUUAGUUCGAAGAAGAAAAAUCCACCACACAAGAACUUUCAAUGAUUGAUAAUCAAUCCAUGGAAAUUGAUGUAGUUGGGGAAACUCAAGAAAUAGAUCCAGACGACGAUAUGGCUGGAUUAAUGAGAGAAAUGAACGAUACUAGUCAUAUAAAACCAUCGUUCAAUGAAAGUUUGAAUAGCGAAGCUAGUACUGAUACAGCAUUCAGUUUAUCAGCUCAAAUGAGUGAUAGGGAUGAACUAGUUUCCAUGUGACAUGAUUUUUUAUAUUAAUUCGAGGUCAUUAUUGUAUCAUAUAACAUUCAUAUUAAGCAUAUAUUUUGGUUUUACCCUUUAUAAUUAAUGGCAUAACAAUUUGAUUUAUUUAAAAGCGAACAAGCUCUUACGUUUCAACUUAAAUCAUUGAUUUUAUUAGCAGCAAAUGUUGUUUACAUUCACUACUAAUUUUGUACAGAUUUCUAUCGAUAAGUAUAAUUUUAAUAAGUGUAUAUAUAAUUAAUAAAUAUGAUAAUAAAUUAUUACAAAUGU
This is a messenger RNA of Polistes canadensis, 2109 nucleotides long. It is a transcript of the gene dgt1, whose product is annotated as KAT8 regulatory NSL complex subunit 2. The transcript has 9 exons. The record is from RefSeq and is a predicted model, not a curated record. Gene Ontology annotation, cellular component: NSL complex. The coding region runs from base 383 to 1627 and encodes 414 amino acids. NCBI's taxonomy places the organism in Eukaryota, Metazoa, Arthropoda, Insecta, Hymenoptera, Vespidae.